UAAAGAAAGAAAAUGGCGGCGAAUCUGCCAGAUCAAAGGAACCAAAGUGUUGUCGAGCGUCGUUGCGAAAUGAAACGUGUAAUCGUGACUAUCCAUGUACACCAGAAUUUGGUACGUUGAAUUUUUAAAGAAUUAACAUCGUAAAGUUUCUACGAUUUAAUAAAAAUCAAAGUGGUCGUGGUUAAGAAGACGUUUCCGCACGCCUUCUAGCAGCCGGGCCAGAAUAUUGUGUUCAGUGCUAAGGCAAGAUGGCAGCCGCAUUAACAGUGGAACAAGAGCAAGCGACUAAGGAAUUUAUAGAGGCUGUAAAUAAAUGCCGUGCAGGCAGACGAGCAGGUCCCGUCUCCUGGAGCACUGCUGUCAAGUUCCUGGCAGCAAGGAAAUUUGAGGUAUCUCGAGCAUUGGCUCUCUACGAGCAGCACGAGGCUACAAGACGACGUGAGGGUCUGGCAUUGCUUUAUCCAAAUCGGCAGCCACUAUUGAAUGAACUGCGUACAGGAAAAUUUACAGUUCUGCCUUCAAGAGAUGCCACGGGCGCUGCCAUUGCCAUUUUUACAGCUCAUUUGCAUCUCCCACAAAACACCACUCAUCAAACUACCCUCCAGGGUGUCGUAUACCAACUGGAUGCUGCUUUGGAAAGUGCAGAAACCCAGAGGCAUGGUUUGGUCUUCAUCUAUGACAUGUCCGAUAGCAAAUAUCAAAAUUUUGACUACGACCUGUCACAGAAGAUCUUGACAUUACUCAAGGGUGGCUAUCCGGCCAAGCUGAAGAAGGUUCUCAUCGUGACGGCACCACUCUGGUUUAAGGCGCCCUUCAAAAUCCUAAGACUCUUCGUCAGAGAGAAAUUAAGGGAUCGUGUAUUCACUGUCUCCAUUCCCCAGUUGACUCUUCACAUCCCACGGGAAUCUCUACCACGCCGUCUGGGCGGCACCUUGGAGGUUCAGCAUGAAGCCUGGCUCCUUCAUUGUCUUAAGUCCAUGACUAACCGCGGCGGGGGUGAGCUCUGUGAGGUUACCCCCCCGGUGGGAACGCCUCUCUCACCAACUUCGAAAAACCACACGGUACUUCAGAAUCCUAACGGGACGGCUGUCAGUAAUCCGACCAGUCCAGUAAACGAUAAGAGUAAGGCUAAGAAAUGUGUGGGCAAUAUCGGCGACAUAGAGAUAACGAACGGCGACAUCUGGAUGGGAAGCGACGAAGCUCCGUCGCCGGUCCAACCUCCGUCGUCGGCCAGUUCGGGAUUCAGCGACGACGACAGCCUCCAUGGCGACCUGGGUUUACAGGCUGUCAGUAUGGAGCAGCUUGUCGAAGCGAUACACAGUCGAGGACGCGCUGGUCUUGUAGCGGAGUACACAGAGAUCAGGCAGAGGCCACCCGAUGGAUCCUUUAACAAUGCAAAAUUGCGACCAAAUCAACCGAAGAACAGAUAUACCGAUGUUCUGUGCUAUGAUCAUAGUAGGGUAUGCCUUUCUCAGGUCGACGCAGAGCCUACUUCGGAUUAUAUAAAUGCUAACUUUGUCGAUGGAUAUAAACAAAAAAAUGCCUUCAUUAGUACCCAGGGUCCUCUGCCCAAAACUUGCGGAGACUUUUGGAGAAUGGUAUGGGAGCAACAAACUCUAGUCGUGGUGAUGACCACCAGGGUGGUAGAAAGGGGUAGGACGAAGUGUGCUCAGUAUUGGGGACCUGAACCAGGCGAUGAAGUUUCUGCAGGUGGAUUCACUGUAACAACCCUCGAAGUAGAUACCAAUCCGGACUACACGAUAUCAAUGCUCCUCCUCAAGAACGACAAGACUGAAGAAACGAGGGAAGUUUGUCACAUGCUGUAUACAGCCUGGCCCGAUUAUGGUGUACCCCAAUCAGCCAGGGCACUUUUAGAAUUCCUAGCUCUCGUUAGACAACAACAGAGUAAACUCCUGGCCAGUCGUGGUGACACCUGGGCAGGACAUCCACGGGGACCUCCUAUAGUAGUACAUUGCAGCGCGGGUAUCGGUAGAACAGGAACCUUCUGCACCCUGGACAUCUGUAUAUCACGUCUAGAGGAUACAGGUACUGUGGACAUUCGGGGUACUGUUGAGAAAAUACGCGCUCAGAGAGCCUAUAGCAUCCAGAUGCCAGAUCAGUAUGUGUUCUGUCAUCGUGCCCUGGCAGAGUACGCGUUAUCCCGGGGGAUUCUUAGUCCUCAGCACCUGGCGAUGCUUCCACCGACUAUAGAAGAAGAUUCCGACUAGAUUACCAGACGUCAAUCAGAUCCCCCCUAGACUCUCGAGGAGCUAGAUUCUCAAGGUGCUCUCGACACUCUGCGACAGUUUUAAAAGUUUUUGAAUAUUUUUUAUCUCAUCGAUUAAUGAAAUCAGAGUACAUAAUUAAUGAGAGCCUCUUAGUAUAACUGGCCGACGAGGAUGAUCUUCCAAGCUGCUAGUCCUGCGAGGAACGGCAUUUCUGGGCUGACCAAAGAUUAUAAAAACCAUAAGCCGGACCUUAGAAGGUCCGACGGUUGGUUUUGUACUUCCAAUCUCCAGUGGCCUCUAAUCCAAAAGGUCAUAGAUCAAUGAGAUGUAAUGGAGAAAAGGAAAAGCUCCAGCUUCCAGUCUGACCUGCCCGUUUUACGCACCGGUAGAACCGAAAUAAAUUCCUUAUGCACACCGUAAGCACAAAGGAAUAGGACAAACAAAAAGAGAAGUAAUUAAUACUUAGCCAACGUACCAAGAAAGAAAGAGACAGAGAGAGAGAGAGAGAGAGAGAGAGAGAGAGAGAGAGAGAGAGAGAGAGAAAUAAUACACUAAACAAAGAUGAAAGAAACAAAUAAAGGAUUAAUCGAAGAAGAAGAAAAUUAUCUAAGUGAUUCGACGGAUCCGGGGGAAAGUUAAGUUGAAAAAGAAAACUGAAAGAAGAUAAUCAUGUGAACUCGGAAUGGAAAGUGUCAUGGCGUACCAGGGAGGAAGCCUCGAUGGAAACUGUAUACAAUUAAAUCAUUAAUAUUUAUAAUCAUCGUUAUAGGAUAAUUACUAGACUCUCCGAAAGAAAGUAAUUAACCCAUUUCCGUGGUAACCUUCAAUGCGCGUUAACGUCCGUUUAUCGGACACCUUUACAAUAUUAUUAUUAUUAUCAUCAUCAUCAUCAUCAUCAUCAUCAUAAUCAUUAUCAUCAUCAUUAACUACCAUUAAUUAUUAACGUCAUUAUUGUUAACUAGCACUCUUUUAUCGUCGUGACUUUAUAAGGAUUUUAUUAUCGAACCAAAACCCCAACGCAAUUAUUAUUGUUAGAUAUCCUUCAACUUUAACUAUAUCUAUCCUCGCCUCUCUUUUUUACACAUAUAUAUUUUGAUUAAAUAUUUAUUAUUCAGUCUCGAAUUGGAACUUUCUGUUUCUUUCGGAUCGUUUUAUCGUAAAAACUAAUUUUUUAACGAAUUGUGCCUACUCGUUUGCGCCGAUUGAACUCGUACUUUUGCUUGAUCUUGUUUUUUUUUCUUGUUCUCCGUGAUGUUCGUCCACCAAUUUUACUCUCAUCGUUUCUCCAUAUUGCGAUUUAUCAUUAAUUAACGACGACAUCAAUAUUUUUCGCUUUCGUGCAGAACGGAAAGACGCGCGCCUUUCUGGUAGAACGAAAAUAUGAAAUAAACGAAAUGAAGAAGAUGAAACGAAGCAUCUUCAUCAAGUCGAUGGAAAGGGAGAAAGAGAGAGAGAAAAAGUAAUGUGUGCAUCCACCAUGACUGUGAAACCUUGUGUUCACCCGGAAUCAAUCAUCAGUGACGUAUCGACGAUUGAGACGGGCGGAUGGGCUGAACUUGAUGAAUCGUCUCAUUAGCUAUUUUUUUUGGAUUAUCUUUUUUUUUUGUAAUAUCAAUUUUAUAUACAUACACCUGGCAAUGUACGUUUGGGGAUUGGCUGAUGUCUUCCUGAAGGAGGAGAUGAGUGGUGGACACCAGAUUUCACUUCAUGGUGUUGCGAUGCACUCUUAGGUUGCUUAGAAUUUGAUAAAUCUAAAAGAUCGCUAUAUUUCUAUUUUCCUGAGUACAUUUAGAGAGAUAUCGGAUUCCAUCAAUCUAUACAUCUUUUUUAUCAUAGAGGGAGAAACAUUUUCAAAAAAUGAAAAGACAAUGAUCGAUUACAAUGACAAAUUGGAAUGUAUCGUGUAACGGAUACUGAGCUGGAUGUAGGGGGAUGAUCUGCCUUUUGAAAUGCGUUAAAAUCUUUUUCAGGAUAACGAAAUAUUAAAUAUUUCUGAAGGAGAGAGAAAAAGAGAGUCAAAUUUCUUAUGUUUGAGAUUGAAGGGAAAAAAACAAAAACAAUUUCGCCAACCGGUCAAUUAAUUAAUUUCACGGUGACGAUUGCCAUUGUGGGAAAUUUUGUAAUCGAUUAUAACUAAUUGGUGGAAUCAAUUAAAAACUUUGUAAUUUAUUCUUCUAUUACUGCAAGACCAAUCAUUAUUGAAGUCUUGUUUAGGCUUGGCCGGUAGAGCGAAGUUGUUUUUUCUUUCUUUUUUUUUUUAAUUCAUUGACACUGCUAAUCUCCAAGCAACAGGUAGAUUUUAAUAUUUAAGGAAGAAGAUGAGAACGAAGUAACUUACCAAGUAAUACAUGUAUGUAUAGUUGCAUCUUUUAUGCAACAAACGUGAAUGUCGCCUCCCUCAUCCAUCAACCUGCACUCGAAAGAAUUAACCGAUCUUGAAUAUCAAAGAAUGUAGCGCAAUGUAUUCCAUGGUAAUGUCCGUUCUUUUUUCUUUUUGAUUUAUUUAUCUUUAUUGAACUCGGAAAAAGAUAAAGAAAAUAUAUGCAUACCAUACGCAGAAUCUGGUUACAUCAGAGAGUGAUACAAAUGAUCUUCGAAAAUCUUUAGGAAAGAAUAUUUUCAAAUUCAUACGUUACUAUACUGCAAGUGUCAAUGAGCAGACUGUGAAAGAGAGAAAUAAAACAAGAUAAAUCUAUAGAAUAAUUAAAAUUUGAACAAAGAUGAAAAGAAGAGAGAAAACAGAUGAUAUUCAUUAUAUUAACUGGCAAGAUAUAUCGUGUGAUGAUGAUGUAUCACGCGAAAGAAAAAAAAAAACUGUAUAUACCAAGGCCUCGAAUUACUACCGCACGCUGUAUCUAAUAUUAAUUUAAUAUAUUGCAGAAAUAAAUAAUACGAUUAUUGUCUCGUGUACGUGAUUGCCAGCUGUGAACCAGCCUCGUGCCAUUAUUCAAAUGAUAUAUAAAAAAGAAACGAAGAGACAAAUAGAAUCUGUUAUUCGCGUCCCUCUCCACGGUUCAAAAUGAUAACUAUUGGAAACACUGAUAACCGUCUUGUAAAACGGUGUUAAGAUUUUCUUAACUGAAUAUUCUCUUCUUGCGGAUGGAACUUAUUUCAAUAAAACUUUUGAAAAAUU
Messenger RNA from Cephus cinctus (wheat stem sawfly), 5361 nucleotides. It is a transcript of the gene Ptpmeg2, whose product is annotated as tyrosine-protein phosphatase non-receptor type 9. The transcript has 10 exons. NCBI's taxonomy places the organism in Eukaryota, Metazoa, Arthropoda, Insecta, Hymenoptera, Cephidae. The record is from RefSeq and is a predicted model, not a curated record. The coding region runs from base 249 to 2228 and encodes 659 amino acids. Gene Ontology annotation, biological process: protein dephosphorylation. Gene Ontology annotation, molecular function: protein tyrosine phosphatase activity.